Messenger RNA from Aureobasidium subglaciale EXF-2481, 1398 nucleotides. RefSeq lists its product as uncharacterized. The record is from RefSeq and is a predicted model, not a curated record. The transcript has a single exon. The coding region runs from base 1 to 1398 and encodes 465 amino acids. Gene Ontology annotation, molecular function: protein binding. Lineage: Eukaryota; Fungi; Ascomycota; Dothideomycetes; Dothideales; Saccotheciaceae.
AUGGCCUUGACACUCCCGUUGGAACUGCAACAGCAGAUAUUCUCGUACCUGGAUCCGUGGUCUUUCUACGCGUCGCGCAACGUGUGCCGAUACUGGAAGUAUGCGUCCAGAGACGCCGUCACACUCGCCAAGCAGCUGGGACAAUUGCCCAUCGAGCCAACGACAUGGGCCAAGAAGGCGGAUUCCAAGCGAAGAGAAUCGGUGUACGACGAGGCGGCGAGAGCGUUGAUGCUAGGCAUGCGCGUCAAGGCUUCCAGCUCAUCAGACAGCAGCCUUUCCAGCAGGCUGGACAAGAGCAAGCUCGCGCGGUCAAAGGACGGCAAGCGCGCAGUCUCCCUACACGAUCGCACCAUUACACACUACGACAUGAGUAGCUCGGAGCCCUCGAUCAUCUCUACUCGCCCCAUCAACGAUCUGCGCACCGCUAUUGGAGGAGGCCCAUGGUUCAAGUGCUCACCGACGUCCAUGUACGAGCUGGCUCUCUCUUCCGACGGGCGCAUGCUGGCCAUCGCCCUCGAACGCACCAUCCAGAUCUACGACCUCUCCACAGCCGCCGAUUCUUGGCCUGUAGCCUCAUACAUCACGUCAGCCACCGGGCACUACAUUGCGGCUCUCGACUUCGAACACAACGACAGCUUGCUACGCGUGCAGCUGAGCAACAAGGGCGUUGUUGUCUACCUUGGCUCGCCUCAGGAGGGCAAGCCGGGCUUGGAACACUGGCAAGACAAGGGUGGCCUGAAGCACGCCUUCCUCGACGCCAGCAAGCUCGCCCUGCCGCAAUCAGAAGCCACCGACAGCGCUCCUGCUGUAUCACAACGUCUGGCCGGCGUCCAGCUCUUGCGUCCCUUUGCGCAUGGCUGGCUUGUCGCUGCCCAGAAGCAUGCGACAAACGUCCAGUCUGGCUCAUACUGCUUGGCCCAUGUUCCCUUCGCUCACAUCCACGGACACGUCCUGACCGCUGAGCGCGCUGUCACCAUUCUUGAGCAUCUCCCUGUUCAUCUCUCCGACCACAUUCAGCACCUCUGGCACGACCUGCCUGCCGCCCACGUUAACCAUCCUCGUUUCGCCCUCUCGCCCAACAACUCUCUGCUCGCCAUGUCAGAAAACGACUCCUCAAACACCGCAUCCCCCCACUCGAACCGCGUCUUCCUCUACCGACUGCCAUCCGCCGAGAAGAUGAUGCACUCUCUCAAGCCACAACACCCCCUGCUCAAGAGCUUCGAGUCGGAACAAGACUUCAAAUACCAAAUCAAGCGCCUCCCCGCUAGCCUCGGCUCCAUUUCUGGCAAACUCCUCGACUUUACCUUGGAGUCCGUCCAUGACGGCGCUGCCUCACCCCUUGCAGUCACUGCAGUCACCGAUACUGCCGCCAUGAGCUGGACCUUGCUGGACAACUAA